CCCCCCAACAACGCCUCCUGUUAUUGUUUAUUUCCCCACUCCACUCCACUCCACUUUACUCAUCUUGAUCCUACUCCAACCCACCUCAUUUCUCUCAUUCUGAUCCCUCGCUCAUUCCAUUCAUUCGGCGUCUACUCUGAUUCUCCUUGAUUUCUCAUUCUCAUUCCAAUAUUCACCAGCCAAUCAACAAUGUCAAUCAACGCCACUGCGCCCGCAAAUUCUACCCCAACACAGCGUUCCAGUUCGGACAGUUCCUCUCAGGCACAGACCAGCUCUACUACUAUCUCACCACUCUCUUCCGCCUCAGUGACUUCAGGCACUGCCUCGACUUCCGCAGCCACAGCCGACAAAACCAACCCGCCGUCAACGACCGAGAACUUGUCUUCACCAGCAGAGGCUGUGGAUGCCCUGACAGGGUCACUCUCCAAUCUCAGUGUCAAUGCCUCCUCAGACUCAAAACCAGAAUCAAUUGCUACUGAAAAUGCUGACACCAAGACUAAGCCUACCGUUGAAUCAGACGAAGAGCUUAGCCCAGAAGAGGCUGCCCUGAAGGCCAAAGGGUUGAAGAGCACACAUCGCCCUGGAUUCUAUAUCCACAUCAACUCGCCUAGGAGACUCCGCAUCCAGACAAAAUCAAAGACGUUUGACUUGGAUCGGUAUUGCCCUCAUGCCAAUGCAGAUAUGUUGAAGUGGGUAUGUGCUUUAUAGAAGAACCAGAUGUUUCCAUGUGUUGUUCUCAACCAUGUGUUUAGGAUAUGAAUUAAUAUUGUUAUUUUCUAUGGGCCAUUUUAUUGUAGGGUGUAUUGCGAGCAGAUAUGACACUUCGAUGUGGCGUGCAUUACUGGGGAUUCGAUCUGGUCAAGAACGGACAGUGUAUUGCGCAUCCGGACGAGACGCUUAACGCCUGCCCUGUCGCCGAGGCUGAGUUGGAGUGGUAGUUUUAUAUUUACCAUUGAAAUUGAAUAAAUUGACCAGU
Messenger RNA from Gamsiella multidivaricata, 976 nucleotides. RefSeq lists its product as uncharacterized. The coding region runs from base 190 to 708 and encodes 172 amino acids. The record is from RefSeq and is a predicted model, not a curated record. The transcript has a single exon. Lineage: Eukaryota; Fungi; Mortierellomycota; Mortierellomycetes; Mortierellales; Mortierellaceae.